AUGCUGGAUGUAAGAGGCGCCGCUGGGCCGCGCGAGUUCGCCCUGUACCCAGAGCUUACUAGAGACGACUUUGCGCUAGCUCUCGAACUGCUUCCAAACGUCACGACCCUCAUCUUAGAUGACCAACAAGACCUGGACGUCCGCUUCCUUGGCCGGAAGUCCCAGGAGUCCUUGCCGUUGGGCCGUGCAUUACGGGUGCUGAGUCUUAACAAUGUUAUCCAUGGAGUCCUCGCAAUUCUCAAAACGCCUGAAAUCCUGCCAGAGUUGGUGUACUUGGAGGUGUCUGGCGUUGCAUGGCCCCGUUCGGAUGAGAAAUUUCUGCUAUGCCUUCCCCGCCUACGCAUUCUCAAGGUUCGCCGUUGUGGAAUCCGUAGCGAUAGGCCAUUUGAUUUCAACGUUUUCGACCGUCGCUUGUGGAGUCUUGACCUGAGUGGAAACGAACUAUCCGACCAAUCUGUGGAUCCCUUAUUUACCCUUCUCGGCGUUGAGCGUAAACUGCAGGCACCGCCCACAUCAAGCGAGGCCGAGGCCGUGUUUUGGGAGGCAGAAACCGAGCAUAUACCCUUCUACUAUCUUGCGGAAACACAUGGCAGCAGCGACGUUUUUCUUCCUGGUGCCAGAUAUGUGGUCGAUCCUCCCGCAUUUACAAGGCAUGACCAAGAUGACGUGUAUGGCUCCCGCUCCGACGGCUCUGUACCAAUACGCCCAGACACGCUCGACGGUGUUUUACGUCUCCUGUCUCGGAUUGAUGACUUGGCCGCCGUGGAACACUUGCCUGGCUCCAUCGGCCUCACGCAUCUGCACCUGUCGGGCAACCAAUUUUCGGCGGCGGGAAUUGAACGGCUGCUGCGCCACUCCAAUGGGCAGAUAGAACAUUUUGAUUGCGACUCAAUGAGCUUAUAUCCACCUAGCGGCCAUUAUCGUAUCGAUGAAAUAUUGCAUGGUAAAGAUUCACAACCCACUUAUACUGGUAAGCUUCUCAUCUCUGAGUCGGUCAAAAUGUACGGAUUUUCGGGUCUGUCACAGACAAUUCGCGCUCCCUGGUGCUCCAAUCUUCGAUCACUCAGGAUACACCACUCGCUUGUCACAAACAUACCUACGGUCAGGAUUCCUAAUUUGGAUAAUAUUGAACAAAUCUACUUUGCUGAAAAGCACAUCCUUCCCGGCCUUGACUGGGCAUACUCGAUAGCCUUUCUCCCGGACAUGAAUCCCCGGCUGCAAUCUUUGACGUUGACUCACCUUCCCCGCCAAUCCUUUGGCCCUCUCGUACACAAACUGACCUUCUUCCUUCGGCUCUUGGGCUUGCAGGAGCAGAUGUUAUCCAUCAUGAACAAGGCGGAAGCAUCAAGGCCAGAACCAAGGCUAGAAUGGCCUUUGCGGUAUGUGAGCGGCCUUAGGUAUCUGGCGCUGGAAAUGGAGUCAAUGGGAAAGGAAUCAGUGCAAAUGAGCUCGCCUCUCGAAUUGGAUGCCGAGGAGCUCAUGGCUAGUGGUGAGACGCCGUUCAGCUUCUUUAGUGAAUCGGCGGAGCAGCCGCUGCCGCCAAAGGAGCCGCCCUCGCGCCGCAUCGACAUCUGGACCUAUAUUCUCCCCAAGGCUCCCUUCAGGAAUAACAAAGUACAUCAAGUUGAAGAAAUUGGGCAUGAGGUAGCGGCUGGAUAUGGCCCGACAAAGUGGUCCCAUGGCUGGCCGCCGAGAGACCUCGGUAAGGAAAAAUGGGUUCGAUAUAGAGAAUCCACGACAAGCCCUAUCGUAGCAGUUUGGGCCGGCAAUACCUGGUCACCAAGCCCUGUUGUCCAAAAGUACCGCUGCUUGGUACUCGAGUAUGGAGUGUACGAGGGGCUUGGGCCCGUUACUUUGAAUCACAUGAGGGCUGGCGCUCCGCCAGAUGUCUUCAUCUUCCAACAAACCUGGCUCUAUGCCGCGUUACCUCAAUGGCUGGAGCGGCCGCCGACUAUCCCAACACCCGUAUAUGAAGAUGUAGCCGCUGAGUUACGGCGACGCCAUGUCCCGACAUAUGAGGACUUUGAGCGAAUACGAAAACAGUCACCUCACCGUCCAUGCUUUUAUUGGGGCGGCACAUUUAAGAUUAUUGACACAAGACCCGGCGAGUAG
Messenger RNA from Trichoderma aggressivum f. europaeum, 2112 nucleotides. RefSeq lists its product as uncharacterized. The coding region runs from base 1 to 2112 and encodes 703 amino acids. The transcript has a single exon. The record is from RefSeq and is a predicted model, not a curated record. NCBI's taxonomy places the organism in Eukaryota, Fungi, Ascomycota, Sordariomycetes, Hypocreales, Hypocreaceae.